AACUGUGACUGUUGAGAGAGCUUCAAACUGUGGGGGCAGCAUUACACCUCUUAAUGUACAGCCUGCCGGAAAUUAUCAUUAGAAGAAGAAGACAUCCCUGGCUGAUUCAUUGUUGUCAGUCAAUUUAACGCCGCUUCACACAGAAAAACACACUUUUCGGGACGCCGGAUAGUUUUGAAAAACAGAUACUGAAAUGGAUCGGCUUCUGAGGCUUGGAGGUGGAAUGCCGGGGCUUGGUCAGGGCCCCCCAACAGAUGCACCUGCUGUGGACACAGCAGAGCAGGUGUACAUCUCCUCUUUGGCCCUGCUCAAGAUGUUGAAGCAUGGGCGUGCAGGUGUACCAAUGGAAGUCAUGGGACUGAUGCUGGGAGAGUUUGUUGAUGAUUACACAGUGCGAGUGAUUGAUGUGUUCGCCAUGCCUCAGUCAGGAACGGGUGUGAGUGUUGAAGCAGUGGAUCCUGUGUUCCAGGCCAAGAUGUUGGACAUGCUGAAGCAGACUGGCAGACCAGAGAUGGUGGUCGGGUGGUACCACAGUCACCCUGGCUUUGGCUGUUGGUUGUCCGGCGUUGACAUCAAUACGCAACAGAGCUUCGAGGCCCUGUCAGAGCGAGCCGUCGCAGUGGUGGUGGAUCCCAUCCAGAGCGUCAAAGGAAAGGUUGUUAUUGAUGCCUUCAGAUUGAUCAACGCCAACAUGAUGGUUUUGGGUCACGAACCAAGACAAACCACGUCCAACCUGGGGCAUUUGAACAAGCCCUCAAUCCAGGCUCUGAUUCAUGGACUUAACAGACAUUACUAUUCCAUCACCAUCAAUUACAGGAAAAACGAGCUUGAGCAAAAGAUGCUGUUGAACCUGCAUAAGAAGAGCUGGAUGGAAGGGCUCACCCUGCAGGACUACAGUGAGCACUGCAAGCACAAUGAGACGAUUGUCAAAGAAAUGCUGGAGCUGACAAAGAACUACAAUAAGGCGGUUGAAGAAGAAGAUAAGAUGACCCCAGAGCAGCUGGCAAUCAAGAAUGUUGGAAAACAGGAUCCCAAGAGGCACUUGGAGGAGCAUGUGGAUGUUCUAAUGACAUCUAACAUCGUCCAGUGCCUAGCAGCCAUGUUGGAUACUGUCGUUUUCCAGUGAUGAUUCCAGUUAAAAAAAAAAAAACAACAACAAAGGAUGUAUCAUUUAGGUUCAGUGUCUCUACAUGCUACAUACUUUGCACCUGUAAUGUUCAGUAAACCGACAUCAUGACGUUAGAGGUGAGCAAAUCAGCCGCGAGUGCACGACGUAAGAGGAGUUUCAUUCUAAAUAAUUUCCACACAAAUGCACCGAGUGCAGCUUUAGUUAUUUUUUACUUUCACAAAGACGUUAUAAACCCCCGGUGUUUGGUCUGAACAAAAGACGCUGAGUAAUUGUCUGGAUGCACAAAGACGUGUAUCAUCUGUUACUAAAAAAAAAAGGAGCAUUUACAGAUUGUUGACAAUAAAACUGUUUUCUUGUUCUGAA
Molecule: messenger RNA, 1492 nt
Organism: Solea solea (common sole)
Lineage: Eukaryota; Metazoa; Chordata; Actinopteri; Pleuronectiformes; Soleidae
Gene: psmd14
Product: proteasome 26S subunit, non-ATPase 14
Exons: 11
Coding region: 194-1126 (310 amino acids)
Biological process (GO): proteasome-mediated ubiquitin-dependent protein catabolic process; protein deubiquitination
Cellular component (GO): proteasome regulatory particle, lid subcomplex
Molecular function (GO): protein binding; proteasome binding; metallopeptidase activity
Source: RefSeq, a predicted model, not a curated record